UUUGUGUUCUGUCAUCCAUUGUUAUUCUGUAUUUUUGUUUUUUUGCGUGUGAAUACUAAAACCAGAGGACUAGUAGUUCUGUAUUAACCUCAUAUUUUGAUAAACACAUUUCAGUAAUUUCAAACUUACAAACAGAAGCAACGAUUUUAUACACAAGACCUCCUCACUUUUAUGUUUAAUUUAACGAAUCUUUGAUUGUUAUUCAGUAUUCACUAUAGUAUGGUCCCUAAUCAUUUAACAAUUUUGCCCUUUUAUUUAUAUAAGUAUCUGUCAAUGUCAUCAUAUAAACAAUGACAACCCAUGAAAAAACAACAGAAAAAGUAAAGUUUACAACUAUUGAAUGUAUUGGAAUUAGCAAUAUUGGGAUUAUUAAUUAUCAUAGUAAUUGUUGGCCAGACAUACUAAUUUAAUAGAAACAGAAGCUAAAGAAAAAAACAAGUAUUUUUACGUAAUAAGCAGAUACCCAUUAAUGGAAAGGAAUUUGGUACUGUUAAAGGUUGCAAUUUUAAUUUAAUUAAAAACACUGAAUGUUAAUAUGUGUAGGCAGACUUAAAGAGUCACCUGCAGCCUAAGACAAAUGAUUUGAAACAUUAUCAUGGGUGUGACAUAACAAUUGUGAAAAAAUGAGUGAGGAGACCAGUUGUCCAGGUUUGGGUUGUCUUCCCAAAAUUUCAGAUACCUGGAGAAAUGUUUCUGGUGCCUUUACUUCAACUAACCGAGUAUAUCCAUCUGAUCCAGUUCCACCAAAAGAUAGUGAAUUCAUUUCUGUUGACUCAAAAAUUAAUAUAAGGGUUAUUCAUUUCAUGCCUGAUAAAGCGAGAGAUUUAUUUGUUAUCAGUCCAGAACCCUCUUCCAAAAGGAUGUCUAUAUCAGAAGAAUAUUGGUUCACAAAAAAUAAACCUUUAAGAAAUACUAGCUGUAAUUGCUCCUUCAGGAAUUCGUUUAGAAAAUCUUUAAGGAAUUCAACAAAAACUUUGACGGUAGAUGUACAACUUAAUGAAUGUCUGGAGAAGCCAUCCUCAAGUAUUUCACAACAGAAACAAGAAACACUGGAACAAUUUGCACAAGGUUUUGUAGAACAAACACUAAGCAAUGCACUUGAUGAAUGUACAAAGAAAACUAUUUUGAAUAACACUGAAGGUAUUGAAAACCCAAGUUAUGAGAUAUCAGAAGUAGAUUCAGCUGUCAGACUCAGGAACCAGAAAAUGAACAAAGACUCACAUAAAGUGCCACCAGACUCUAGUCUGCCUAGCUUAAAAAACUGUAUUCACAAAAAUAUUAAACCUUUAAUUAUGUUGCUGCAUGGAUUGGGUAGUACUGCAGAAGUAUGGAAUACCCUAAUGCACAAUUUGGCAUUAAGGGGUUUUGAGGUUAUUGCCCCUGAUAUGUUGGGGCAUGGUUUUAGUUCAGCUCCUAAUAAAGCAAGCUGUUACCAGUUUAAAAACCUUGUUAACCAAUUUAGUACGGUUUUUGACUAUUAUAUGAAAAAAGAAAACCAAAGGAAAUGUGUGCUGAUUGGCCAUUCCUAUGGAUGUAGUAUUAUUACAGCUCUAUACCCUACCAGGGCAACCAAAAUAGCUCAGUUAAUCCUUAUAAGUGGAGGUGGACCCACACCUUUAGCUCCACCUGCUGAUAUGAAUGAAAUAUCAAGAUAUGGCUGGGCUCAUCAUUUAUGUCACCCUUUUAUGUACUGUGGAUUAAAGAGGAGUUUUUUUUAUUCAUCCAGGGGUAAAAAUUUUAAAUUCUGUGAAGAUGAAUCUUCUGUACCUCCUCAUUUUAAGGACUUUUUAAUCCAUGGGCAGCAGUGGUUGGAAGGUGAUGCAUCAUUUCAUAGGAGAAUUUUAGUACCUACUCUUUUGGUACAUGGCCUGUUGGAUAAAAAUGUUACCUUGGUACAAGAAUGUGAAAUGGAAAGGACCAUUCCAAGAUCAUUCUUAGAACUAAUACCAGAUGCUGGCCAUAUGGCAAUGUUGGAAUCUUCUGAACAUCUUACACAUAUGAUUUGUUGUUUUUUGGAAAUGUGGAUCUGAUCCCACGCUAUAUACAAAAAAUAUCUGUUUCUUGCAGGUUAUAUAGUAAAGCAAUUAUAUUUCAUGUAGGCAAAAAAUAUUCCCUUAAUUUUUCUUCCACCAUUGCAUAGUUCUAUUCCACUUUUAUUAACAGCAAUAUUUUAUAAUAUUUACACCAACCUUUGUUUAUUAUUUUUUAAAUGUGUACUAUAUAUUGUUAUAUAGAUUUAGUGGCUGCCAAAUGUAUACAUUGUAGAUAGGGAGUUCCCGUUUUUUGGAACAAAAUAUUUUUUUAUUAGUAAAAUAUUGUUCAAUUUAUUUUUUUACUGUAAGAUAUUGAAAGUUAACUCACUGAAUAGUUAUUGAAACUCUUCCAAUAAAUUAUUUUAUAAGGUUAGACUGUGGCAGAACAAGUGUGAUAAUUUCUGAAAAGACUCCGUCCAUAUAUUUACAUUUGUAAAAUAAAGUUCAAAAUAGUAAAA
Messenger RNA from Anthonomus grandis grandis, 2491 nucleotides. RefSeq names its product protein ABHD8-like. Lineage: Eukaryota; Metazoa; Arthropoda; Insecta; Coleoptera; Curculionidae. The transcript is spliced from 5 exons. Bases 624 to 2030 code for a protein of 468 amino acids. The record is from RefSeq and is a predicted model, not a curated record.